AUGCUCGAUAUAUCAGAUGAACAAAGCGCGCUGCAAAUAAAGUUCUUAAAGGCGCUUGAUCUGUUCUGCAUUUUUAAGUUUAUUAUCACCAAUGAUGUAAAGAUACACGAAAGGGAAACGUACGAACUGUUGAGAACCAUCCUCAAUUCGUAUUCACUCAUUAGUAUAAAAACUCCGUCUAAGGAAAUAUUUUCUGAAGCGGAAAAAAUAUACCAAAAGUAUUUUUGCUGCAAUGGGGAGGACACGAGCACAUCUGCCUCUGCGGGUUGUGCAACGAAACUCGUGCCAGACUCGGAGCAAGUUCAGCGACAUGACCUGACUGCCCUGAACAGCGACACGUGCAAGGGGUUCAGCGAUGCGUGCGAAGGGGUGAGAGACACCUACAAAGCGGCGAACAAGACAUGCGAUGCGACGAGCAAGACAUGCCACGGUUUGAACAACACAUACGAGGGCGCGAACAACGCAGCGGAAAUCUUCACAAAUGACUCCCUCUUCUCGAAACACCUAAGUAACAAACAAAUAUUUCAAUUUUUUAAAUUCCCUAAAAGCAAAAAAGUGGCAGACUACGUCAACAAGUGUUGCGUGGACGAACUCAUAAACGAGCCAUUAAAUAUAAAUGUAGGCUUCGUCAAAUUUGAUAAAAAAAAAACAAGAAAAAAAAAAAGGAAGAGACCAAAAAAAGGGACUCUAAACAUUCCUACAAACGUGUGUAAAUAUAGCAGCGAUUCAGGGAUACGUAAUUCUCGCCAAAAAAACUCUUGUAGUUGUUUCCACGAAUCAAAAGAAAACUCAAAAAUUUUUACAAAUGAUUUUAAAAAAGUGGUGAAUGAAGCAGAUCUAUCCGUUUCUGAUUCCUCUGAACUAUUUUCAAAUUUGAGAAACCCGUUUGUUAAGGUUCCUGCGGCAAGCUACUUCGGCUUGAACAACCCCAACUGCAGCAACUCUGAAGAUGAAUCUGAUUAUAACUACUACAGCGAGAAUACCAAUAGGGAGGACGCGGGCAAGGACCCCCACAGGAAUAGAAACGUCAAGCUGCGAAAUCAAUACCUCUCCGUCAAGCUCUCCCUGUACAACUCGCGCCUGUGCAAUAGCGGCGGGAAGGCCUGCCCUGUGGGGGCCACAGACACUGGCGUGUUCAACACGGACAACCCGCACAACGCGGUUAAGGUCACUAACCAAGCGCACCACGCCCAUUAUGAUAACAGGGAGAACGGCGCAAACCACUUUUACGACGAGACCUCCAUGUGCUUCAACCACUUCCACAAAAUACACAACAUUCUCAACCGAGACCCCAACGGGUUACGAAAAAUAAAAAUUAUGUUAAAAAAAGAUAUCGGAACCAUUAGCAUAUCCCCAUUCUUCAUAAACUUUGACUGGACCAGAAUAUUUGAAAAAGUCUGCAGAGCUUUUAACAUCACCAAUUUUGAUUACAAAAACCAAGGAAUCUACUAUAUUAUAAAUUCCUGUUUCAGCACAGCAGCAGCAAGGGAAAUUGUAAAACACAUUUUCCUCGACGACCUUUAUGAGCAGCAGGAAAUAUUUGAUAGCGAAAUGAAUGGCAAAAAAAAUGCCAAGAAAAAAAAUUUGCUCAAGAUGAGGAAUAAAGAACAUGUGUUGGAAAUUCUAGACGAUGAGAAAAGGAUUAACGUCUUGUAUUUUAUUAAUCGCUUUUUGUAUUCGCAAAAGACACCGCUCUCCAAUUUGUUCACAAGUCAUUGUUUGGAGAGUGGCAAGCGUGGGGAGGACGCGCGCUUGGAGAGGUCAAGACGGUGCAAUGACUCUGCCCAGCCACCCGCACCGCUGCAGGCCAGCCAAGCGUGCGAGCCAGACGACGACCCCCCCUUCGACGAACUCACCAUCGAUUACCUACUAUUCCUGAUGAUCUUCGAAAAUAAAAUGGACAAGACAUUUCACAAAUACCUGAUGCAAAAAAUUGACUCAUGCAGAGACUACUUGCUAGAAGAAGGGCAGGAUAAAACCACCCACGUCUCCGCCUCCACCGCAUCCUCCUUUCAUGCUCAACCGAACUCGAGUGCCUCUCAUCACAAUGUUCAGGAGAUUAAAACUAGUUCCUCCAACCUGCAUGAGAAGGAAGAAAAGAAGCAGGCGAACGAUACGCAUCCAUCAGAUGCUAAGCAAAAUGAUCUUGAGGAGUUUAAACGGGGGGAAACUUCUGUUGGAAAAGUUGAAGGAAACCACAAUCUUCAUGACGGUGACAAAAUGGAAGUGGCUUUACCUUCGGGUGGGAAGUACACCUCAUCCAACAUCAACGGGGAGUUCACUUCCAUGGGAUCGAUUACGUCCCUCAAGUCAUUCACGACACAGGCCACCAUAACGACGCAGGAUAGUAUCUCCACGCAGACUGCCAUGUCAGCGAACCCUACCAUCUGUCGGCAGGCCACAAACGGGAUACAAGACGAAACUGUAAAUUCCCCUCCCCAACACGUACCAUACAUCCAAUCCAACUCGAACGAAUUGCAAAAAAAAACAAAACUUUUAAAAAAAACGAAUGAAGAAUUGGCUGAUUGCACUAAAAGCACGAUAAUGGUUGGCUACAAAGAUAUGGAAAAAGGAAGUGAAAAGGAUGAACACAAUCAUUACCAACAAUUAAAAAACACAGAUCUUCCAUCUGACAUGGAAUCGAAAUAUAUAAGUAAAGCAAAAGACAAAUCGGAUGUUCAAAACGAAUUAACCCUCCUCAAGUGCAUAAGACCCUUCCCAACAGUCUAUUGGCUAAUAAAUAAAAAUAUGUGUGGGUACAUUUCCCACUUGGAAAAAAUGAAUAUAAUAAAAAAGAUAGAAUACUUUAUAAAUUGCAAAAAGGAAGAAGAAUUCCGCCUACUCAGAUAUUAUCUCAUUUAUGACCAUCUCAAAUAUAUAAUAAUUCGAUUAAGACAUAUCCACAAAAGGAUCUUGCGCUUCUUUUACAACCUAUUUUUAAAUAGCCUUAAUUUUAAGAAACAGUUCACACCGGAUGAGGGCAACGAUUCUAUAUCUUCCAUUUAUACAAGUUCAUUUGACUUCUCCCCCCACAUUUUAAAUAAAUUCACACAUACCUAUCAGAUUGACUCUCAAGUGAUUACCGAGAUCCUUCGCAAAAUAAACACUUUACGGGUUAAAGGAAUUGGAGGAAUUUCAAAUUUCUUAACCGUUAAAUGUAUACACCUUUAUUUUGCUUCUCAUUUGUCUUACCCAAACACUAUUGGCUAUAUUUUGGAAGAGUUGUUCAAGUCCUGA
Messenger RNA from Plasmodium fragile, 3237 nucleotides. RefSeq lists its product as uncharacterized. Bases 1 to 3237 code for a protein of 1078 amino acids. The transcript has a single exon. The record is from RefSeq and is a predicted model, not a curated record. Lineage: Eukaryota; Apicomplexa; Aconoidasida; Haemosporida; Plasmodiidae.